Messenger RNA from Lindgomyces ingoldianus, 429 nucleotides. Its product is annotated as translation initiation inhibitor. The coding region runs from base 1 to 429 and encodes 142 amino acids. NCBI's taxonomy places the organism in Eukaryota, Fungi, Ascomycota, Dothideomycetes, Pleosporales, Lindgomycetaceae. The record is from RefSeq and is a predicted model, not a curated record. The transcript is spliced from 4 exons.
AUGCCAACUAACGAAAGCACAACAGUGAAGAAGGUCUAUGUUAAUAUUCUCAUCAUCAUUAUCCUUGCUUUCGCCAGCACAGCUCUUGUCAUACCCUACCAGAAGAAUUUUACUCAGCCUACUUUCACGUAUCUUAGAAAUCAAGGCCCUAUCUUAUCUUCCGGAGUUCUCACAACGAAGGAUAUCGUCUAUACCGCUAGCACAGUGCCUUCUUCGAACGGAAGUAUCGUCGAAGGUGGAAUUAGGCCCAUCACUGCUGUCCUCAAGGAAGCUGGUACUUCAUGGGGCUACGUUCUUGAAAUUACCGUCUCCCUCACACCGAUGGAUAAUUACACGGCUAUGAACAAGGUGACGGGUGUGCAAGUUGGGAAGUUACCAGGGAGUUUCAUGAUUAAGAAAGAGGAUAUAGCCGCAAUUCAGGACAGUUGA